Eupeodes corollae is the source of this 303-nucleotide messenger RNA. RefSeq lists its product as uncharacterized. The transcript has 2 exons. The coding region runs from base 1 to 303 and encodes 100 amino acids. NCBI's taxonomy places the organism in Eukaryota, Metazoa, Arthropoda, Insecta, Diptera, Syrphidae. The record is from RefSeq and is a predicted model, not a curated record.
AUGAAAACCGUUCCAUAUCGAGAAGCUAUUGGAAGAAUUUUAUAUGCAACACUUAAAGCGGUUAAACGACUUUUCCGUUACAUAAAAGGAACAAUAAAUUACAAGCUAGAAUACACUCGAGACAAUGAAGGAUGUUUAGAAGGUUUUUCGGAUGCUGACUGGGCUAGUGACUCAGAUGACAGAAAAUCAACUACAGGUUAUAUCUUUAAACACCAAGGGGGACCUAUUUCGUGGAAUGCAAAGAAACAACCUACUGUCGCUCUCUCCACUACAGAGGCUGAGUAUCUUUAUUGCGAGAACUAA